This is a messenger RNA of Alternaria burnsii, 1341 nucleotides long. RefSeq names its product carbohydrate-binding module family 35 protein. Gene Ontology annotation, molecular function: hydrolase activity, hydrolyzing O-glycosyl compounds. Gene Ontology annotation, biological process: carbohydrate metabolic process. The coding region runs from base 1 to 1341 and encodes 446 amino acids. The record is from RefSeq and is a predicted model, not a curated record. The transcript has 4 exons. NCBI's taxonomy places the organism in Eukaryota, Fungi, Ascomycota, Dothideomycetes, Pleosporales, Pleosporaceae.
AUGCGCCUUCCUAGUUUAGCAGGCCUUAGCUUGACCGCCUCAGUCGCGAGUGCGACACUUCAGAUCGUCCCUGGUGCAACCUGGACAGCAACAAACACAGGUCAGCACAUUCAGGCUCACGGCGCCGGCAUCAUCAAGGAUGGAGGAAAGUGGUAUUGGGUUGGCGAAGAUAAAACCAACGGAACAGCUUUCACAAACAUCAACUGCUACUCGUCCACUAACCUCGUCGAAUGGAAUUAUGAGGGUGCACUAAUCUCUCGUACUGCAUCCGGCGACACAGGGCCCAAUCGUGUCAUCGAGAGACCAAAGGUUAUGCACAACAAGCAAACAGGCAAGUAUGUUCUAUGGAUGCACAUUGACAGCGCCGACUAUGGUGAGGCCAAGAUCGGUAUCGCUGUUGGAGACAGUGUCUGUGGAAAAUACACGUAUUUGCGAAGCGAGCGACCAUUGGGUUUCGAGAGCAGAGAUUCAGGCGUCUUCGUUGAUGACGACGGCAAGGGCUAUCUACUCACUGAAGAUCGCAGCAACGGCUUACGCAUCAACGCACUCUCCGAUGACUAUCUCAACAUUACUAAGAACGUCUAUGUCUGGAAAGAGAAAUAUGAGUCUCCAGCCGUCAUCAAACACGAGGGUGUAUAUUUCAUGUUCGCUUCGCAGCUCACCGGAUGGAACCCAAACGACAACUAUUAUAGUACAUCAACGGCCCUUUCGGGACCAUGGUCUUCGUGGAAAAAGUUUGCAGACUCAGGAUCAAACACGUACGCUUCUCAAACAACCUUUGUGUUGCCUGUUGGGAACGGAUACGUAUACAUGGGCGAUCGAUGGCAGAGUGAGAAUUUGAUGAGAAGCACAUACGUGUGGCUCCCACUUCAGAUCUCCGGGACUACCGCCAGCAUGAAGAACGCAGUCAACUGGAUUCUUGACCCCAACUCUGGGGCCACUACUCCCGGCCCCGAAGAAACCUCGUACGAAGGUGAAAGCGCAAACCUUGCUAACGGUGCUAAAUCUCUGACCUGCUCUUCCUGCUCAGGCUCCAAGGCAGCUGGGUACAUUGGCGGCACCACGUCCGGCUCUGCCACAUUUUCCAAUAUCCAGUCUUCAGCAACGACUCGCACGACGAUGAGGAUCAAGCAUCUCAACGGUGACAAGAGUCAAAGGUAUGCAAAUGUCAGCGUGAACGGGAAAACGCAGAAACUAGCAUUCCUGCCCCAUGGGGGAGGUGAUCCAGCCAGCUCGGUGAUACACGUCGAUUUGAAGCAGGGUACGAAUGAAGUCAAGAUCAGCGGUAUCGACGGAGGUUGGGGACCAGAUAUUGACAGGAUCUUCGUUCCAGUUAGGUGA